This is a messenger RNA of Microstroma glucosiphilum, 1011 nucleotides long. RefSeq lists its product as hypothetical. Gene Ontology annotation, cellular component: membrane. The transcript has 3 exons. The record is from RefSeq and is a predicted model, not a curated record. NCBI's taxonomy places the organism in Eukaryota, Fungi, Basidiomycota, Exobasidiomycetes, Microstromatales, Microstromataceae. The coding region runs from base 1 to 1011 and encodes 336 amino acids.
AUGCACUCCCAAAAACGAUCAUCUCGCUCCUCCAGGUCUCCCAAGAAGCAUCAUGGCUUUACGCUAGUGAUCAUGAUCCUUGGGUUCCUCCUCCCACCGCUGGCUGUCGCUGCCAGGUUUGGGAUUGGAAAGGACUUCUUCAUCAAUGUCCUGCUGACGCUUUGUGGCUACUUUCCCGGCCAUGGUCACAACUUCUUCGUUCAAAACAUCCGUGACAACACCCACAGGAACCGAACGCCCAAGUGGGCCGUGCGCUAUGGCCUAGUCGAUCAGUCGGCUGUCAAGAGGAAGCAGGCCAAUCGUGCUCAUUGGGUAGGUCGCUACAAUGAUCAGACUGCCGAGCGCACAAUGUAUGACGAAGACGGCAAUCAGGUGCGCUACGAGCACGGCCAUCGCUUCGAGGACGGCGACGAUCCUCGAGCCCCCACCAGACCUCUACAGGACAGCGAGUUGACCGAGCGCGAUGAGUUCUACGGGCAGAGUCAGUCGGCUUCUUCUGACCCCUACUCGCUCAGAAGGACUACCAGUGGCCACUCUUCCAUCUCCUCAAACACUCCCGGUGGCUUGGGGGAGAGAAAGGCAGCACGCAACAAGUCCAAAUCUCGCGCCUUUCUGGGGAGGAAAAAAGCCGAUCGCCAUGCCAAGAGUGGCGAGGUGAUGGGAGACCCAGACUAUGUCGAUCCUUCGAGGGCGCGCAAGGAUGGAAGGGGAUACCAUGGAGAUGGAUUUGGAGAUAGGGGAUCUUUCAAUAGUAGUUUGAGUGACGAGAGGGGAAGUGGACAGGCAUCAGGAACCGGAUACGACUUUGGAGAUGUUGAUGGGCCGGAGGAUCCUGAUAGCAGGUACAGGCCUGGAGGCGCAGCUGGGCGUAGCAACAUGACGACGAGCAGCGGCAGGCAUCAAGGCAGCGGGUAUGGAGGAGGAUCUUCCGGAAGGGAUUAUUCGGGCAGCAGUAGCGCCACGGGUCAGGGUAGGGGAACGGCCAACGAUGGGCUCGACCACACUUUCUGA